AUGAACAGACUGAACACCCUCUACAACACCCUCAAACACCCUUUCCCAAUCCACCUCCCAACCACCAGAAUGUCCGACCUAACCGCGCUCUUCCGCUCUUCCAUCCGCCCCCUCCCGCCCAUAACAGACCCAUCCUUCGCACCCCCCUUCGACACCUUCGCCAACAACCGCCUCGUCCUCCUGGGCGACGGCUCCCACGGGACCUCCGAGUUCUACGCCGCCCGCGCAGAAAUCACAAAGCGGCUAAUCACCCACCACGACUUCACAAUGCUCGCCCUGGAAGCAGACUGGCCCGACGCCGAAGCCCUAGACCGCUACGUCCGCCAGCGCCCAGGCCACAAAGCGCGGAUCGGAAAGUCCCGCUCGAAAGCCGAACUCGAGGCCCACGACGAAAACGACGACGAAGCCUUCGAGCGCUUCCCAACAUGGAUGUGGCGCAACAAAGAGAUGCAGGAUCUCGUCGAGUGGAUCCGCGACCAUAACACCUCCCUCCCGGCAGACCGCAAAGUCGGCAUCUACGGCAUGGAUCUGUAUUCGCUCGGGACAUCCAUGAAAGCAAUCAUCUCCUACCUAGACCACAUCGACCCAUCCAUGGCAAAGGAAGCACGCAGACGCUACGGCUGUCUGGACCCAUACACAGAGCACCCGCAAGACUACGGCCUCGACGCCCUGCGCGGGUUCAAAGACUGCGAGAAGGGCGUCGUGGCCAUGCUGCGCUCGCUGCUUGAAAACCGCCUCCAGUACGCCGAGCACCCCGGCGACGGCGAGGAAUUCCACAGCAGCGAGCAGAACGCGUACGUCGUGCGCGACGCAGAGCGCUACUACAAGGCCAUGUACUAUUCCUCCGCGGGCUCGUGGACGCUGCGGGACAGCCACAUGGUCGACACGCUGAAGCGGCUGAUGAAGCAUAAGCCGGCGGGCAGCAAGGCCGUCGUCUGGGCGCACAACAGCCACUGCGGCGACGCGCGCCACACGGCGAUGGGAAUCCGGCGGAAGGAAGUGAACAUCGGGCAGCUGUGCCGCGAGGUAUUUGGGGCGCAGAACGUGGCGCUGAUUGGGUGCGGGACGCACACGGGGACUGUUGCUGCCGCGUCGGAAUGGGGCGAUGAUAUGGAGGUUAUGGAUGUAAGGCCGAGCAUGCGGGAGUCGUGGGAGCGGGUUGCGCAUGAUACGGGGGUUGAGAGCUUCCUGCUGGAUUUGAGGGAGGAUAAGAUGAGUCGGGAGGUGAGGGAGGCGCUGGGGAAGGAGAGUCGACGGCUGGAGCGGUUCAUUGGGGUUAUUUACCGGCCGGAUACGGAGCGGGUCAGCCAUUAUUCGGCGGCGGAUCUGGUGAAUCAGUUUGAUGGGUAUGUGUGGUUUGAUACCACGAGUGCUGUGAAGCCGUUGGAGAGGGUCCAGCCGAAGACGGCGCUGGGGGAGGGGGAGACGUAUCCGUUUGGAUUGUAG
Molecule: messenger RNA, 1446 nt
Organism: Aspergillus mulundensis
Lineage: Eukaryota; Fungi; Ascomycota; Eurotiomycetes; Eurotiales; Aspergillaceae
Product: putative erythromycin esterase
Exons: 1
Coding region: 1-1446 (481 amino acids)
Biological process (GO): response to antibiotic
Source: RefSeq, a predicted model, not a curated record